AUGUCUGGCCAAGAGAGGGAGAAGAGGCCAAUGUUGCCUGAUGAUACUCCUCCUCCUAAGAGGCGAAGGAGUUUGAGUAUUGUGAUACGGGAAAGAGAUGAUCUCGCUCGCCAUCCCGAGAUCGAUCCUAAUGAGGAUGUGCUCAGCGAUUGCGAGGAGUCCUCGAGGGCUCCGUGGUACAAGGGCCGUAUCCUCAGAGAUACGCCCAUGCAUAUUUGUAGUAAUGCGUGGAAGCCGCCCAAGCUUCAACGUGGUACUAGAGCUGCUACUUCAACUGGUAUUACAAUGAGAAAGAGGAAAAGAACUUCUAUAGUUUGGAAAGAGUUUAUUCAAAUUCCUAAAGAAAAGAAUCCUGAUGGGAGACAGAGGGCAAAAUGUAAGGCUUGUGGGAAUAUAUAUUUGGCUGACUCAGAUAUCAAUGGCACUGGCAGUUGGAGGAGACACCUUAAGAAUUGCACCAAACGUAAAAACAAAGAUAUUGCCCAAAUGAUAUUAAAUGGAGGUGAUGGGAAUCUGACAUGUAAAAGCAAGAAGAUUGAUGCAGAAAUGGUGCGAGAUAUGAUUACCAUGCUUAUUGUUAGAAGAGAACUACCCUUGGUGUUUGUUGAAUAUCAAGAGUUUAGGGAUUUGAUUACCUAUCUUUACCCACAAUUCAGCCCGAUUAGUAGGAAUACCCAAUUGGCUGAUAUCUUGAGGUGGCACAAUAGGGAGAGUAAGAGGAUUAAGGAAUUUUUGAAUUCCUUCAAUGGUAGGAUGUCAUUGACUACUGAUUUGUGGUCCUCCAUCACGACUGACUCUUAUAUUUCUCUCACUUGUCAUUACAUUGACACAGAAUGGAUAUUGCAUAAGAAAUUACUAAAAUUUUGCAUCAUGCCACCACCACACACAGGAGUUAACAUAAGUCAAAUUGCAUCAGAGAUGUUAUUAUAUUGGGGGAUUGAGAAGAAACUGUUUUCUAUUACUCUAGAUAAUGCUUCUGCAAAUCUCUCUUUUAUUGAUCACUUGAAAAGAAAUUUGGUAUUGAAGAAGGCUUUAAUGUGUGAUGGUGAUUUUUUUCAUAACCGAUGUUGUGCCCAUAUAUUAAACCUAAUUGUACAAGAUGGUUUGAAGGUAAUUGAUAAUUGUGUACAAUUGGUUCGAUCCAGCAUAGCAUAUGUGAAGGCAUCUCAGGCAAGGAAAGUGAAAUUCCUAGAAUGCUGCAAGCAGGUGGGUUUACCAAAUAAGAAAGGAUUGCAUGGAGAUGUUACCACGAGGUGGAACUCCACUUAUCACAUGCUUGAUUCUGCUAUAUUCUAUAAGAGUGCAUUUCAUGAACUUCAGUUGGUGGAUAAAAAUUAUAGAGAGUGUCCAAGUACUGAGGAAUGGUCCAAGGUGGAGCAAUUAAUGCAUUUUUUGAAGCCUUUCAAUGACAUCACAGAGGUGUUAUCUGGGUCCAAGUACCCAACAGCAAAUUUGUAUUUUCAUAACGUAUGGAAUAUACAUAAGUCUUUGUUGGAAGUGACAGUACAUGGAGAUGACCAUAUGAAGAAGAUGGCACAAGAAAUGAAAAAGAAGUUUGACAAGUAUUGGGACUCAUAUAGCAUUAUUUUAGCUAUUGCAGUUGUAUUUGACCCUCGAUACAAGUUAUCCUUUGUUUCAUGGGCUUUUGAUAAGAUAUAUAAUCUUGACUCUAGAUCAAAGGAGAAAUUUAGACUUGUAAAAACAAGUUUAGAACGACUCUUUGAAGAGUACCGAAGCAUGGAUGUGACCAUGGAAGAGGGGGCAUUACACUCAGAUGAUAUUGAGACUGAUACGGUUGGAAAUGCAUCAGACUGGCAGGAGCUAAACGCAUAUGAGAGUAGCAAUAAUACAACAAGAUCAGAUAAAUCUGAAUUGUAUUUGUAUUUGGAAGAGCCAAGGAUCAAAGAUACGACGAAGCAAUAUGAUGUAUUGGCCUAUUGGAAGUCGCAAGGAACUAAAUAUCGUGAUCUUUCUCGGAUGGCACGGGAUGUGUUAGCUAUUCCGGUAUCAACAGUUGUUUCUGAAUCUGCUUUUAGUGUUGGAGGUAGAGUUAUUGACAAAUAUAGAAGUAAGCUACUACCAACUAAUGCUGAAGCACUGAUUUGCCUCCAAGAUUGGAUGUUUGGAGUAGACUUUAGAGCUGAACUGGGUGAUGAUGCCAAUGAUUUGGCUGAUGCUUUAAAAGAUGUGUUGUCCGUGAAUGAGAGUGGUGUAACUAAUGAGGCUCCAGUAGGACCAAUACCUACACAAGGAUCUUCAAUUGCUUCUACUACAGGGACCACAGACAUGGGACAUGGGAUUGAUAUUACUUUAUAUUUUGUUACUUUUGACGUUAUAGUUUGUGGACAUGGGACAUAG
Telopea speciosissima is the source of this 2358-nucleotide messenger RNA. Its product is annotated as zinc finger BED domain-containing protein RICESLEEPER 2-like. The record is from RefSeq and is a predicted model, not a curated record. Gene Ontology annotation, molecular function: DNA binding; protein dimerization activity. The transcript has 7 exons. The coding region runs from base 1 to 2358 and encodes 785 amino acids. Lineage: Eukaryota; Viridiplantae; Streptophyta; Magnoliopsida; Proteales; Proteaceae.